Molecule: messenger RNA, 1216 nt
Organism: Contarinia nasturtii (swede midge)
Lineage: Eukaryota; Metazoa; Arthropoda; Insecta; Diptera; Cecidomyiidae
Exons: 2
Coding region: 161-1123 (320 amino acids)
Source: RefSeq, a predicted model, not a curated record
CUUAUUGUCAAUGCAUACUGUUUACUGUGAAACUGAACUGAUCAUAAUACAUUCAAAUUAGAUUGAGUGAAUUGAUUGAACUACAUUGUGUACAAAUUCAAAAAAUUCGAGUUGUUAAUAACGAAUAGUACGAUCCACACAAAAGCACAGUUUAUUUUUCAUGAAUAAAAUCGAUGUUUCCCGUUUAAUUUCAAAUAUGUCGCAAUCAACAAAUUCUAUUUUAAUGAUAGAACCCAUUGCAUUCAGAUUUAAUGUUCAAACGGCGGUGAAUAACUACUUUCAAGUGAAUGAUGAAUCGGCAGAAACUCAAACCAAAGCCUUACAGGAAUUUACAGCGUUCGUAAAAAAGCUUAAAGCCAAAGGAGUCAAUGUAAUCACUGUGAAAGAUACUUUGGUGCCUCAUACUCCGGAUUCGAUUUUUCCGAACAAUUGGGUGAGUUUUCAUGAAGAUGGGACCAUAAUUUUGUACCCAAUGUUUGCCGAAAAUCGAAGACUAGAGCGAAGAAUGGAUAUAUUGGAGCGGUUAACCGAAGAAGGUUUUCAUAUAUCCGCCAUAAAAGACUACUCCAUUUUCGAGUCGGAAAAUAAAUUUUUGGAAGGAACCGGUUCGAUGAUUCUGGACCGUGUGAAUAGAAUCGCGUACGGUGCCAUCUCAUUACGUUUGAGUGAAGAAAUUUUCAUGAAAUGGUGUUCGCAAUUCGGUUAUCAGCCGAUUGUAUUUCACUCGUUUCAAAGUAUCAAUGGACAAAGACUGCCCAUUUAUCAUACCAAUGUUAUUAUGUGUGUGGCAAGCGGUUUUGCGGUUAUCUGUUUGGAUUCAAUUGAUAGCAAAUUAGAAAGAGAAUUGGUAGAAAAAACACUUACGGACUCUCACAGAGAAAUUAUCGAGAUAAGCGAAGGCCAAGUAAAUUGCUUUGCCGGCAAUAUGCUUGAAGUGAAGAAUGACGAAGGCAAACAAUUUUUGGUGAUGAGUGAAUGCGCCUAUCAAUGUUUGACGUCAAAACAAAUUCAAACAAUUGAAAAUUAUACGGAAAUUAUUUACUCAAAUCUUCAGGCGAUCGAAAAAAGCGGAGGUGGUAGUGCACGCUGUUGCAUGGCCGAGAUUUUUCUACCGAAAAUGUAAUUUUGAUAAUUUUUCUUGAAAAAAUUAAUAAAUGUUAGCGAAUAAAUAAAUUAUAAAUGUUAGAUCCGAACGUUUCCAUGGAUUUUUAGUAUU